AUGCUGCGCGCCCUGGGUGUGUGUAGUUGGGAUAAGGAGGCGGUAGCUUAUGAGCGCAUUCUUACGCUGCCAAGUGGUGGGAAAGAUAAAGUUGAAGACCCAGUGCUUCGUUUCAAAGUUACCCUCAGUCCUGGCUCCGAGUUGAAUUGCGGUGAACAGGCGACGGCUUGGUUAAGCUAUAGUUGA
Molecule: messenger RNA, 186 nt
Organism: Penicillium verrucosum
Lineage: Eukaryota; Fungi; Ascomycota; Eurotiomycetes; Eurotiales; Aspergillaceae
Exons: 2
Coding region: 1-186 (61 amino acids)
Source: RefSeq, a predicted model, not a curated record